Halteromyces radiatus is the source of this 1346-nucleotide messenger RNA. RefSeq names its product FAD dependent oxidoreductase. Lineage: Eukaryota; Fungi; Mucoromycota; Mucoromycetes; Mucorales; Cunninghamellaceae. The record is from RefSeq and is a predicted model, not a curated record. Gene Ontology annotation, molecular function: sarcosine oxidase activity; flavin adenine dinucleotide binding. The coding region runs from base 1 to 1335 and encodes 444 amino acids. The transcript has 6 exons.
AUGCCUAAAGUGAUCAUUGUUGGUGGAGGAUGUUUUGGAUUAUCAACAGCCUAUGCACUUUCAUUGAAAUCAGAAUAUGAAGUAUGGGUAUUUGAUAGACAAUCUAUCCCAUCACCAGAUGCUGCUUCUACUGAUAUCAACAAGAUCAUGCGAUUUGAUUAUGGCGAUGAUAUAACUUAUAUGCAUUUGAUGAUGGAGGCAUUACCUUAUUGGCAUCAAUACAAUAAAGAAAGAGCAGAACAAGGUGAAUCACCCGUAUUUCAUGAAACAGGUGUAUUGAUGAUGAGUCGUCAUGGUGAAUACUCGGAUUUCGAAAAGAAGAGUCUAAGGAAUAUCCGACAAGCUGGGUAUGGACAUUGUAUUGAAGAACUUGAUGGAGAAGCCAUCAUUAAAAGAUAUCCUCAAUUUAAAACAGCAGUACAUCAUGGAUUUAACAUUGCUUAUUUAAACAAAGCUGGUGGAUGGUGUAACUCUGCUGAAGCUGUGAAACAUAUGCACCAAAAAUGCUUACAACAAGGUGUUCGAUUUGUGAUUGGUGGAGAUCAAGGAACUUUAUCUUCAUUGUAUUGUCCAAACAACAAUAAGACAGAAGGCAUUGUGACCAUGGAUGGGAAAAUUCAUAAAGCAGAUAAAGUGGUAUUAGCCACAGGUUCCUGGACUCCGGGUGUGGUGGAGAUGGAAAAUCAAAUCAUUGCUACUGGUCAAGCCGUGAUUCAAUUUAAACCUUAUGGUGAUUUACGUGAUCAAUUCGAUCAAAAUUGUCCUGUUUGGUGUGCUGAUUUAUCUAAAACUGGAUUUUAUGGAUUUCCUAUUAAUGCUGAUGGGAAAAUGAAAAUAGGGAUUCAUAAUAGUGGAUAUCUUUGGCCAAGAAAACAUGAUAAUGUAUCCAUUCCUCGUACUCAAGUGGCUUUUGAAUGUGAUACCAUUCCACUAUCAGCUUUAAGAGAAUUUCGUCGAUUUUUGGCCAACUUUAUACCUGGUACUUCCUGUAUGGAUAUUGCUUACUCUCGUCUUUGCUGGUAUUGUGACUCUAUUGAUGGUGAUUUUCUUAUCAGUCAACAUCCCAAAUAUUCAAAUCUUAUAAUAGCAGCUGGGGAUUCUGGUCAUGGUAUGAAAUUCCUUCCCAAUAUAGGUUUCCAGGUGAGAAAUGUGAUUGAGGAUAUAUCCACGGAUUAUACUAGAAAAUGGGCUUGGAGGAACAUGGAUGUAGCCAAUACAAAACUUGACGGACUUCGUCAAGGAUCUGCUGUGAAUCGUGGCAUUCUUUUAGGUCAUGAUGAAAAUAUGCGAUUUGCCUCACCGGAUGAAUUGACAGCAGCAACAGCACACUUGUAAUUUGAUUGUAU